AUGAUUGAAGCUUUGGAUUUAGAUAAAGCAGAAAAAACUCAAGGUAUAGAUGAUUAAAGCUAACUCUAAUAAGGUAUUUGUUUUAUUAUUUUCAAUUAGGAUUAUUAUUACUUAAUUAGUAGAAAUGGUAGUAGGCUAAUGAACUAUUAAUUAAAAAUAUAAAAGACUUGGAAAAAUAAUUAUCAUUUGCAACACUCUUUUAAAGUACUUAUUAAUGAAAUAAUUUAGGUAUUUCUUUAUAAUUAGAUUAUUAAAAUAAAAGGGUUUUAUGGAUUUUUCUUAAGUUCUUAAUCUGAAUAAUCCAAUAAAUCUUUAUACAAGCUACUAUUAAUCUUUUUUGCCUAAUCUCUCGUAAUCAUUCCUUUUGCUGGUUAAUUUAUUUCUAUUAUAAUCAAAUUGAAUUUUAAAUAGUUAAUUAUAUCAAAUAUAUUCAAUAGGUUAUGCUUUAAAUGAUGAUAGCAAAUUUAACUUAGCAGUUGAAUAAUGUGACAAGGUUUUGAAUGCGGAUCCCUAAAAUCUUCAUGCUUUAUAUAGAAAAGGUAUUCAUUUAAUGUCAAAGUAGGGUUAUCUUUAAUUAACUGGAAAGAGUAUGAAUAGGCUAUUUCAUGUAUUGAAAAAGCUCUUAAAAGCAAUCCAAACUAUAGUAUAUGUUAUUUUAUUAAAGGUAUUUGCAUUAUUUUUAUUGUAAUAGGUAAUUCUUUACAUAAUCUUAAUAAAUAUGAAGAUGCAAUAAGUUGCUACGAUAAAGCAAUCUAGAUAGAUCCGAAUUAUGCAUAAGCCUAUAUAAAUAAGGGUUUUUAUUGUUUUUAUUGUAAUAGGUAUUUCUUUAAGAAUAUUGAAUAAACACCAAUUAGCUAUAGCAAAUUAUGAGUUAGCAAUUAAAUAUUGUAAAACUGAUGAGGAUGAAUUUAAAAGAAGAAUUUAGGAAAUUAAAAAUCAAAAAUGA
Messenger RNA from Paramecium primaurelia, 946 nucleotides. Lineage: Eukaryota; Ciliophora; Oligohymenophorea; Peniculida; Parameciidae. The record is from the annotation of a GenBank genome assembly.